GAUGAUUCAAGAUGAUUCUUCCUUUGGUCAUCUAGCCACAGAUGACGGUGCAGAAAGAUCAUUCAGAAGAUCAAGAUUCAGUUGAUCUUUCUUCCCUCUUCAUCUUUAAAUUUUUGUUCUGCAUCUGUUUUGAGCAAAUUCUCAGGAAGCAGCUGCGACAUACCGUUCAUCUUGAAACUGAAUCUCAGGAAGCAAGUGAGCAGCCACGAACCCCAACCCUCGACAAGGCUUUACAAAAAUUGUGUAGUAUCAUUCACCAGGUGAUUAUUUUUAGUUCUUCUUUCUAUGGAUUAAAGAAUCGUUUUGAGAGAGCGCCACCUAUUUUUGUAAUUUUUGACAUUGAGUAAAAGAUCAUCCAUGAUUCGGAAACCUAUAAAGUAAAAAAAGCAAGUGGUAAGUGCAUUGGAAGCGUAGAGCGUCGUGGAUUUUGCGACACGAAUGAAUUUAUUUGUUAAAUCAUCUCCAAUUUCCUGGAUAAUUGCAGUGUUGAGUCAUUUGCCGUUCUUACUUGUCACUGCAGGUUGUCAGUUUUGAAGUCUCGUUGAAUAUCCUUCGACGACUACUCCACUAACUAAGGAGCAUCUGGAAAGUCGUCCCCUUCUGUAUUGGAAUCCCCCUUGAUGUUCGUUCUCUUUGCAGCAGACUAGAAGACUAGUGUGACUGCCUUUCUUAGUGUCCCCUAACUACACGUCCAGUAUAUAGCCAAAGUACUAGUAAACCUUAACUUGAAAAUUAGUAGUUCUACUUAGUUGUGUCUCCCCUGACUCUGGUUACAGGUUCUUUAUUUUUCGAUUUUAAUACAGAUUCAGGAAAAAUGGCUGAGCAGGUGCUGCAAAAGGUUAACGCGUACUGCGAAAAGAUACCAGUGUUGCAGAAGGUUGCAACGCAGUGCGGCGUAAAACCCGCACUAAUCGUUUGCGUCGUCGUCGCUUUCUUCGUCCCCUUCCUGCUUUUUGGUGAGUCAAUAUUUUUGGUUGGCAGUGAUAGCGAAUCCUAUUCUGCGGCUUCACGGCAGCUAAGUACAUAGAACGAACUGGGUUGAUGCGUCUAUCUUUUCGUGGUUCCGUGAAAAAUCGAAAUGGAUGAAUACAAGGAUCCGAUUCAUUUUCACCAACUUACUUUUGAUGUGCAUAAUGAUCCGUGUUUGUAGUUUGUUGAAGUUUAUUGUCAUGCGACAACAGGUAUCGGCAGUUCGACAAUUUCGCUGAUUGUGGGCGGAAUCAUACCCGGAUACAUGUCCUUUAAGGCAUUAGAGGCGAAGGAUGACGAAAGAAUACGAUUUCUUAUGCAAUACUGGGUAGUCUACAUGAUCGUCGAAGUUCUCGAAGUUUUCGCCGACUUCCUGCUCUUCUGGAUACCAAUGUACUGCUUCUGUGAUUUGUGCUUUAUUUUUUUCUGAAGAUUGUUGAACAAUGAAUAUGCAUUAGUUUUGUUUGCACCAUCUACUUGUAAAGUAGGAGCGAGUAGAUCAUGAUGAAAGAUUUUGAUGACCUUCUAAAAACACGCCUGAUCUUUAUAAUACCAAUUCUCUUUUACAACUACAAAAAUCAUGAUCACCCCGUCCGCUGAAAUUUUACAACUACAAAAAUCAUGAUCACAAAAUGUUUCACCGCGUGAACUUGAGGUAUUACCUGUUGAAGGUGGGUUUCGUCUAUUACCUUCUUUCUGGGAAAUUUCGUGGUGCGGAGCGCGUAUAUUCGCUUUUACAGCCGCAUUUGCAGAAGGUAGCACCAACUUUAGAUGACAUAAUGGAAAACAGCGCGUCCCUGCUUUCCAACAGUGCAGCUGCCGUUGCAGGCAUGCAGGAAAAAGACAAAUGAUGAAAGGACGUCGUGCUGGGUACACCAUCGUCAUCAUGUGCCCGCGUUGUACCAGCAACCACGGCAUGGAGGUGGUGGUUUAGGUUUCUGAAAGACACCGGUGCCGUUCAUUUCUGCGUCGGAAUUUCAACUUUGUGGCUGUUUUCUUGACAUUGCACGAGCUUCCAGGGUGCUGGUUCAAAUUGAGAAAGGAAUGAAUGCUGCCACACACAAUCGAGGAGAAGAGCCUUUUUCAAAAUAUAUGGGUGGAGGAGACAUCGGACAUACGGCUGUCAUCGAAAAUGACGCGAAAAAAAAUUGAAGGCACAGGUUGACGACAUCUUCAAAGACAAGGCUGCUUUCGGAUUCCCUUCAGAUUUGGUAGGCGAAAAACUCACUUUUGUACAUCUAAUGAAUUUUUACAGAGCACCUACUAUGUCAUAGUCAUACCGACUGGGAGGGCAUGGAUUUCUUUGGCUGUAUACAGUACAAUGCUGAAGAAGCUGUACUGUUGAUGCAAACACAAUCUUUACACAUAUAAGUCGACAUAGUGGAUGUUGGCUGAAACAGUUUUACAAAAUGUAGCAAGAUUGAGCUAAUUCUGGACGCCAUCAGCAUCAGCAUUCGCUAGGAUGCUCUUCUUAUAAGAGAAUUGUUCAACAUCAAUGUCUGGGUCUGCAACAAAUCUGUAGAGCGGAUGAGAGGCAGUCAUGGUUGAUAUGACGGUUGCGGUUCAUGAAUGAUCGAAAUCAUGCUCGCUUUUUGUG
Molecule: messenger RNA, 2566 nt
Organism: Amoebophrya sp. A25
Lineage: Eukaryota; Dinophyceae; Syndiniales; Amoebophryaceae
Source: the annotation of a GenBank genome assembly